This is a messenger RNA of Drosophila guanche, 4253 nucleotides long. It is a transcript of the gene Elk, whose product is annotated as potassium voltage-gated channel subfamily H member 8. Bases 327 to 4253 code for a protein of 1308 amino acids. Gene Ontology annotation, molecular function: voltage-gated potassium channel activity. The transcript is spliced from 17 exons. Gene Ontology annotation, cellular component: membrane. The record is from RefSeq and is a predicted model, not a curated record. Gene Ontology annotation, biological process: regulation of membrane potential; potassium ion transmembrane transport. Lineage: Eukaryota; Metazoa; Arthropoda; Insecta; Diptera; Drosophilidae.
CGAGACUGAGCCGCAACUCAGAACGAAUCUGCGAGAAUUUUCUCUUAAUUGCAAAUUGAAAGUGAACUCAACAAUCAGCAUUAAAAGCAAUUGAAGAUCUCUUAUGUGUGUCAAGAGGCGCGGCAGCAGUUCGUUUCGCAUAGAGCAAGGCAGCAAGCAACAAGCAACAAGCAACAAGCGGGCAACAGUCGACAGGAAUCAACGGUAAACGACAGGCGCCACACAGCAGGAACAACAGGCAACAAGCCUGUCCGCCUCUUUCCAGAACAAAAGCAUUGCCACGACCUAAGCAGCGCUUUUAUAGGCGCACCGGCCCCACCAUUCCCAUGCCAGCGCGCAAGGGGCUGUUAGCGCCCCAAAACACAUUUCUGGACACCAUCGCCACGCGCUUCGAUGGCACGCACUCCAACUUUGUGCUCGGCAAUGCGCAGGCAAAUGGCAAUCCAAUUGUUUAUUGCUCGGAUGGGUUCGUGGAUUUGACAGGAUAUUCACGCGCUCAAAUUAUGCAAAAGGGCUGCUCAUGUCAUUUCCUCUAUGGACCGGAUACGAAGGACGAGCACAAACAGCAAAUUGAGAAAAGCCUCUCCGCCAAAAUGGAACUGAAGCUCGAGGUGAUUUUCUACAAGAAAGAAGGUGCUCCGUUCUGGUGCCUCUUCGACCUUGUGCCCAUUAAGAACGAGAAGCGCGAUGUGGUGCUCUUUCUGGCCUCCCACAAGGACAUCACCCACACCAAGAUGCUAGAGAUGAAUGUGAACGAGGAAUGUGAUAGCGCUGCACUGCUGGGCGCUCGGUUCCGGGCCGGGUCCAAUGCCGGAAUGCUGGGCCUGGGCGGCCUGCCCGGGCUGGGCGGGCCCGCGGACAGCGAUGGCGAUGUGGAGGCCGGCGAGGGCAACAAUUUGGAUGUGCCUGCCGGCUGCAACAUGGGACGCCGACGCAGUCGUGCGGUCUUGUACCAACUCUCGGGGCACUACAAGCCCGAGAAGGGUGGUGUCAAAACCAAAUUGAAGCUGGGCAAUAACUUUAUGCAUUCAACCGAGGCACCAUUUCCCGAAUAUAAAACACAAUCGAUAAAAAAGUCACGCUUGAUUCUGCCCCAUUACGGUGUGUUCAAGGGCUUCUGGGACUGGGUGAUACUUUUGGCCACCUUCUAUGUGGCCCUAAUGGUGCCAUACAAUGCAGCGUUCGCCAAGGCGGAUCGACAGACGAUGGUCUCCGAUGUCAUUGUGGAGGCGCUAUUCAUAGUCGAUAUUCUGUUGAACUUCCGCACGACCUUCGUCUCGCGCAAAGGUGAGGUCGUGUCCAAUUCGAAGCAGAUUGCCAUCAAUUACUUUCGAGGCUGGUUCGCCCUGGAUCUGCUCGCCGCUUUGCCCUUUGAUCAUCUGUAUGCCUCCGAUUUGUAUGACGGUGAGGAAUCGCACAUCCAUCUUGUGAAAUUGACGCGACUGUUGCGCCUGGCUAGGUUGUUGCAAAAAAUUGAUCGAUACUCACAGCAUACGGCCAUGAUACUGACAUUGCUGAUGUUCUCCUUCACGCUGGCCGCCCACUGGCUGGCGUGCAUCUGGUACGUGAUAGCGGUCAAGGAGUACGAAUGGUUCCCCGAGAGCAACAUUGUAUUUUUUACAGGGUGGCUGCAGCUGCUGGCCGAACGAAAGAACGCCACUGUGGCCAUCCUGACGGCGGCCGAAACUUACUCAACGGCCCUGUACUUCACCUUUACCAGUCUCACGUCGGUGGGCUUCGGCAACGUGUCGGCCAAUACCACGUGCGAGAAGGUCUUUACCAUUAUUAUGAUGCUUAUUGGAGCUCUGAUGCAUGCCGUGGUGUUUGGUAAUGUGACGGCCAUCAUUCAACGCAUGUACUCGCGGCGAUCCCUGUACGAGAGCAAGUGGCGCGAUCUCAAGGAUUUUGUGGCAUUGCAUAAUAUGCCCAAGGAGCUGAAGCAACGCAUUGAGGAUUACUUCCAGACAUCCUGGUCACUAAGCCACGGCAUUGAUAUAUACGAGACUCUACGUGAAUUUCCCGAAGAGCUGCGUGGCGACGUAUCCAUGCAUCUACAUCGUGAAAUAUUACAGCUACCGAUAUUCGAGGCUGCCUCUCAGGGCUGCCUCAAGCUGUUGUCGCUGCACAUAAAGACAAACUUCUGCGCACCCGGCGAAUAUCUAAUCCACAAAGGCGAUGCCCUCAACUACAUCUACUAUCUGUGCAAUGGCUCCAUGGAGGUGAUCAAGGACGAUAUGGUUGUGGCUAUAUUGGGCAAGGGCGACCUGGUGGGCUCCGACAUCAACGUGCACCUGGUGGCCACCAGCAAUGGCCAGAUGACCGCCACCACCAACAGUGCUGGCCAGGAUGUUGUCGUACGCAGCAGCAGCGACAUAAAGGCGCUCACCUACUGCGAUCUGAAGUGCAUCCACAUGGGCGGACUGGUGGAGGUGCUGCGUCUGUAUCCGGAAUACCAGCAACAGUUCGCGAAUGACAUUCAGCACGACCUGACCUACAACCUGCGUGAGGGCUACGAGAAUCAGGACUCGGAUAUCGGACCCUCCUUUCCGCUGCCCAGCAUCAGCGAGGAUGACGAGAAUCGCGAAGAGGGCGAGGAGGUCGCCGCGGACAAGGAGAAUGGUGCAGCUCCUGCCAGUGGGGCAACACCCUCGCCGCUGCACAGCGUGAGCAACGCUUCCCCGCUGCAUGCCACACGAUCGCCACUGCUGGGCAUGGCCGGCAGUCCACGGAAUCAGCGGCUGAACCAGCGUGGACGCUCCUUGAUCACGCUGCGGGAGACGAACAAGCGGAACAGGAAUCUCAAUGCGGCCUGCAGCCUGGACCGUGGCUCCUUCGAGGAGCCCGACACCGAAGGCGAGGAGUCGGGCGUGGCCAAGCGGCCAUCGCUGGAGCGGCUGGACUCGCAGGUGUCCACCCUGCACCAGGACGUUGCCCAGCUGAGCGUGGAGGUGCGCAAUGCGAUUAGUGCGUUGCAGGAGAUGGCCUUCACCUCGACGGCCAUGACAUCGCACAGUUCCCUGAAAUUCCAGCCGGCCCGCUCCAUUCCGAACAUUAGCGGCGGGCUGGCCGCACGCUCCGGACUGGGCCUGGCGGAUGCCGCUGGCUUGGACUUGAUGGGCGGACACCUGCCCAAUGGGGCAGCAGAGGCGGCGCCCAUGCACAGGAGCACCUCGCAUCCGCCCGAGGUCUGGGGCCGGGAUGUGCAGCUGCCGGGCAGCUCAAAGGCGGAGCAGGCCAAGCCAGAGACAACAGCGAGCAGCGCUGGCGAACCGCCACGGACAACGGCCAAUCGCAGCUCCCAGACGGACUUCUAUCGCAUUGACUUUCCCACCUUCGAGCGCUUCGUGUUGGCCAAUCCGCGGCUGGUGCUGGGCCUGUUGGGCAUCGAGCCGGCCAUCAAGAGCGAAAUGGAACUGCUGCAGCAGAAGCAGACACUUCAGAUAUCGCCACUGAACACCAUCGAGGAAUGCAUCUCCCCGGCAGAUCCCACGCUGGGCAGCUCCAAGGAGCGUUUGCUUGGCCCGACUGGAGGCUCGAGUGGCGGGUCUGGACGCAUCUAUCCGCCGCUGGAUGAUGAGAAUUCGAACGAUUUUCGCUGGACCAUGAAGCUGGAGCAUUCGGCCAGCCAUCACAGCUGCUGCAAGAGCACGGACAGCCUGCUGCCACCGGAGGAGCACACGGCUGCACCAGCGCCGCCUGUGGUGCCGCUUGAGGCGCCACCUCAGCCCCCGGAGCCCCGAUCCAAGCGAAUACGACGCAGCGCCAGUGGCAGCAAUUCGAGCAUCUCCAGCAGCAGUUCCAGCUCCAACAGUUGCGUCGCGUCGCAGAGCACCGGCAAUCUCACCACCAGCGCCUCGGUGCACUGCAGCAGCAGCAAUCAGAGCGUGGCCAGUGUGGCGACCACAAGACGCGCCUCCUGGAAGCUGCAGCAUUCGCGCAGCGGAGAGUAUCGACGGUUGUCGGAGGCCACCGCAGAGUACUCGCCCCCGGCCAAGACCCCAAAUCCGAUUCCGAUACCGAUUGCAAUGCCGCUGGCAGCGACAGCAGCCGGCUAUGGCAGGGACGAGGAGGAGCGUGUGGAGCUGCUGGGACCGCGACGUGCCUCAAGGCCCGUUCUGCUGGGCGUGAGCCAGGCCCAGGGCCAUGGACAGGCCGUGAAUUUUCGCUUCUCUGCCGGCGAUGCUGACAAAUUGGAGAAGGGACUGCGUGGCCUGCCAUCCACACGCUCCCUGCGCGAUUCGAGUGGCAAGUAA